GAUAUGUUAUCGUUUUUAUCGUCUCUGAACCGAUUAGAAAUGAUUUUUUUCUCUAUCUUGCGGAGUUAUUGAGACUGUAGCUUGACAAAGUAAUGAAAAGUGAAUGAUUAUUUUUGUAUACGUGACUAGUGAUUGUUUUAUUUUAUUGGACUAUUAGGUGGUUUGUUAUUGUGAUCGUGUUCAUUUUCUCGCUGUCAUUGUUUAAAAUGAAGAAUAUUUAGUUUACCUAUUUACACAAAUUGUUGUAAAUCUGAAAUUCAGUAGUUGGUAUUCAUCGGUAUGCUCUCUCUUCAACGUAAUCAGAAGUUGAAUUCGUUAGUUCAAUGGUUCAGAAAGAAAGCACCGAGUCACUCUACGAGAAAUGAGAGUCCCUCUGCGAGAAAUGAUUAUUUAUUGGUCGCUGACACUCAUUGUGAUUCGAAUUUAGAUUUAAAAAAAGGAAACUUCUCGUGGACGAUCAACAACUGCGCAUCAGUUUAUGAAUUAAUGGAGAAGGAAAAAUUGAAAUCGUCACCAUUCUCAGCUGUAGAUGAUGAUUUCAAGUGGCAUUUGGAAUUUUCCAUUGAACGGUGUUUCAACAAUGAUUGGUUCUACGAAAUAAGUGGAGUAAAUGAAACGGAAAAUAAAGAAUACAUUUCGGUAUCUUUUUACGCGGAUAGUGAAGAAAAACUCGAAACAUGCGGUCCUCUAAAGGGUAAAAUAAAAUUUUCGUUCUUAAAAGCAGACUCCAGUAAAGAUGCAACUGAAGAAAUCAAAUUCCGUUUCGAAACAGACGCCGAUUCCAGGGAUAGCUCUGACGAUGAGAUGCCUCGUACCAGUGUUACGAAAAUGUUUCCGUGGAGUCAAAUAAAAAAUUACAUAUUUCACGAUAAAUUGACGAUUUUUUGCGAAUUUUCCUUCAUGAAAAAUAAUAACGUUUCCAAUAUUUCUACCUCAUUGUGCUCUUCUCGACAGAAAACGAAUUUCGCUCGAGAUUUUGAAAAAUUAUUAAACGACGAAGAUUUCAGUGACGUUACUAUUUCGAUCAAAGGUAAAGACUAUCCGGCUCAUAAGAGUAUUCUCGCUGCUCGCAGUUCGACGUUCAAUGCUAUGUUUAAAAGCGAUAUGCGAGAAAGUACUACGAAUCGUGUCGAUAUCGAGGAUAUAGAACCGGAUACGUUUGAAGAAAUGUUACGCUAUAUUUAUACCGGAAAGUCGAAGAAUUUGGGCACGUUGGCUUUCGAAUUGUUGCCAGUUGCUGAGAAAUACGAUAUAAAGGAUUUGAAGAUCGAUUGCGAACAGGCGUUAUUUGAAAAAUUGUCCAGGGAGAACGUGGUGAAAAUAUUGAUAUUGGCGGAUAUGCAUAAUGCAGAUCAGCUGAGAACACAGACGUUGCAGUUCAUCAAGUUGUAUGGUACUCAUUGUGACGAUAUUAGGAAUACGGAGCUUUUCAGCGCAUCGACUACUCGACCUCAGUUGAUGAAAGAUGUGUUGCAUGUACUUUUAGAGAAAUAGGUGAAAAUUGAAUCGUGACAAUGUACAUAAAUAUGGCUUAGAUUUUCCUUAUUAUUUUUACCGCUAAAUUUAUAUUGUAGGUAUAAAUAUAAUUUGAUUUUUUUUUAAU
Molecule: messenger RNA, 1603 nt
Organism: Planococcus citri (citrus mealybug)
Lineage: Eukaryota; Metazoa; Arthropoda; Insecta; Hemiptera; Pseudococcidae
Product: speckle-type POZ protein-like
Exons: 3
Coding region: 280-1494 (404 amino acids)
Biological process (GO): regulation of proteolysis; proteasome-mediated ubiquitin-dependent protein catabolic process
Cellular component (GO): cytoplasm
Molecular function (GO): ubiquitin protein ligase binding
Source: RefSeq, a predicted model, not a curated record